AUGGCGGGUGGUGACCGGGCUGCACGCUGCGGAUCCCCGCUUGCGCCUUCCUUUCUGGGUGUGGACUAUUUGGGUGUCCAUGAACUUAUCUUCAAUUCUGUCAUCAAGUGCGGUGUCAAUAUCAGCAAAGAUGUCUAUGCCACCGCAGUGCUGCCUGUAGGUACCACCAUGUACCUAGGCAUCGAUUACACCAGGAUACAGAUCACUGCUCUGGCUCCUAGUACAGUGAAGAUCAACACCAUUCUCCCCAAGUCCAAGUACUCCAUGUGGAUAGGCAGUUCCACUACGGCCUCCUGGUUCAGCAAGGAGGAAUACAACGGUCCUUCCUUCAUAUACAGCAAAUGA
Molecule: messenger RNA, 345 nt
Organism: Microtus oregoni (creeping vole)
Lineage: Eukaryota; Metazoa; Chordata; Mammalia; Rodentia; Cricetidae
Product: actin, alpha skeletal muscle-like
Exons: 2
Coding region: 1-345 (114 amino acids)
Source: RefSeq, a predicted model, not a curated record